Messenger RNA from Suillus plorans, 3084 nucleotides. RefSeq lists its product as uncharacterized. The transcript is spliced from 10 exons. Gene Ontology annotation, molecular function: protein-macromolecule adaptor activity; identical protein binding; ubiquitin binding. Lineage: Eukaryota; Fungi; Basidiomycota; Agaricomycetes; Boletales; Suillaceae. The record is from RefSeq and is a predicted model, not a curated record. Gene Ontology annotation, biological process: actin cortical patch assembly; regulation of actin filament polymerization. Gene Ontology annotation, cellular component: nucleus. The coding region runs from base 1 to 3084 and encodes 1027 amino acids.
AUGUCAGAACACGAGGAAUAUCUCGCAGUCCUCAAGGCAUCUUAUGACUACCAGCCCCAGUCAGAAGAGGAGCUUGCGAUCACUGAGAACCAAAUUGUCUUUCUCCUUGAACGUACUGAUGAUGAUUGGUGGAAAGUCAAGAUAAAAGGUGAAUCACAGGAGGAAGAUAGUCCAUCUGGCCUCGUCCCUGCUGCCUAUGUUGAGCAGGCUGAACACACGUCUCUUGUCAAAGCUAUCUAUGACUAUAAUUCGGCUGCACCCGGAGAACUGUCUAUCAAGGAGGACGAGGUUCUAAUGGUCUUUGACCGUGAAGAAGAUUGGAUACUCGUUCAAAGCAAGCAGGGCGGCAAAGCUGGCUUUGUACCAGGAAACUAUGUUGAAGAGCCUGAACCCCCAGCUCGUCCCUUGAGCGUGUAUGUGGACCCUGCUGACAGAGUUGCCCAGUCCAAAGCCCAAGCUCGUGUGAGCGACGAGAUCAAGACCUGGUCUGUGUCUGAAGUGGACAGGAAAGGCAAGAAGAAGAAGGGUACUCUCGGCAUUGGCAAUGGCUCCCUCUUCUUCGCAAGCGAAUCAGACAAGACUCCAGUGCAGAAAUGGCAAAUAUCUGACGUUGGAGACAUAUCCGUGGAGAAGUACAAGCACGUGUAUAUUGACAUGGGCGGGCCCAGUGCGACAAAGUUGCAUUUCCAUGUUGGAAGUAGAGAUACGGCUGAUGCUGUUGUCGAGAAGCUGGAGACUUCUCUUACACUUGCGUCCGCCGAUCAACGUGCUGUCAUCUCUCCGUCGCCGCACUCGGAAGUGAGCAGUCCGGUGAAGAGGAACGGCGCUUCUGUGCGCUUCGCGGAGGAAUCUCCUGCAAUUAUACCGCCACGCGAAUCCUCCGAGGAGGAAGAGGAAGAGGCGGAGGAAGAUGGGCAAGGUAUUGAUGAUGGCGAACCUGCCGUCGCAUUAUAUGACUUCGAGGGCACGGGCUCAGAUGAAUUGAGCGUGCAGGAGGGUGAGCGGCUCUGGAUCAUCGAGAAAGAGGGCGAAGAGUGGUGGAAGUGCAGAAACGAACAUGGAAUUGAGGGAGUUGUACCUGCAUCGUAUCUCGAGUCAAUUACUGAUAUCAUACACAGAGCACUGGUGGGGCAUCCGUCACUACUGAGCCAGAAGAUGAUGGUGCUGCCGAGCGCGAAGAGCAAGAGCGUCUCGAGGCCGAGAGGAAAGAGGAAGAGCGAAGGGAACGCGAACGUACGGAAAAGGAGCGAAAGAAGAAGGAGCAGGAACAACGCGCGAAGGCUGCUGCUGCAGCGGCAGAGUGGCCAGUUCCGUGUCGAAGCUGCUUUUCUUGGGUACUCUAACGGCAAGCUACGUCUACACAAAGUCAACGGUGUUGUCAUCGAGGUCCCCUCGGAGAAAAUGUCCCUCGAGGACAUACGUUAUGUUGAGCGACUUAAUGCCAAGGAUGAUAACCCUCCUGCAGCGCCACGCCGUCACUCCGAUGAUGACGACCAGCCACUUGCGCUCAAGCAAAAGGAAGUUGUACGGCGGGCUACCAUGUCAACGCAGCCCAAGAAGCCGCAGACGGACUGGUUCGAGUUCUUCCUGAAUGCGGGCUGCGACAUUGACGAUUGCACGCGAUAUGCGGCCUCCUUCGAACGUGACAAGAUUGAUGAGGCAAUCCUCCCAGACACUACCGAGUCCACAAUGCGUUCGCUGGGCUUGCGCGAGGGCGACAUUAUUCGCGUUACAAAGCAUAUCCAGUUGAAGUUUGCAAAACCUAAGAAGGACACGUCACAAGAGCAGCUUAUUCGCGACGAAGAACUGGCACGGCAGCUACAAGAAGAGGAGAAUGGCACGAGGAGUAAAGGUUCAUCAAGUCCUGCGCCCAACCUCUUUGCUGGUCCAGGAGGCGUUCUCAAGAAUAAUACCCAACGCCGCGGGAGACCGCAACCUAGCAAGUCUCUGCCACCGCCGUCCGUCGACCUCAACGCCAUUAGCUCUGCUUCUGACCAGAUUAAACGGACUGGCUCACCUCUCGCCAUGAGUCCUGCCACUAUCACGCCUGUGCAGCCACCUCAGAGGUCAAGCUCAACGGUGCCCGUUACUAGUGGCUUUGAAGACGAUGCUUGGACGAACAGACCGGGGUCUAAGCCUUUGGCUGCUAAUUAUCGUGCACCAUCGGCACCACCGGUUGCACCUGUCUCGGCUGUGCCCGCUGCACCGACGCCACCCCUUCCACCACCAGUGGCGCCAGUACAGGUUGCAACAACUGGCAAUGGCCUUGCAAAGACUGAUGCUGACAUCUUCGACCAGCUUGCGCGCCUGAGUCAGUUGAAAACAAGCCGUCCUUCUCCAUCCCCAGCACCUGCCCCGCCUCCUGUUGCGUCAAGUCCACCAGUAGUGUCUCCACAGCCACCUGUCUCAUACAAUACCGGCCUCGGAAUGGGUUCUUCUCCUACACCCAUCGGGCAACAUCUGCAGAUCCAGCAAACAGGUGCACAAGGCCCUCGUGGGCCAUUCGCUCCUGUUCCGGCCAAUCAAAGUUUGUUGCAGCCCCUUAUACCCACUACCACAGGGUUCAACAACUUUGUACCAACACGCCCAUUCAGCGCGUCGCCUUUCCAGGGUCAAGCACCAACUCCAUUCCUGUCAGCGCAACCGACAGGCUUUCCCGGUACAUCACAACCACUCUUAUCACAGCCCACAGGAUUACCGACAUCGGGACCACUGCUCUCGCAACCAACCGGUAUGUUCGGGGGGCCGUUUGGCACAUAUGGCGCUCGCCCGUCAUUCCAGAAUACCACGAUGCAACAGGUGCAACCGAGAGUGUUUGCCCAGUCUCCAUUCAACAAUGUGGUUUCUUCCCCACCACCCAUUCCUUCUUCGUACUCUCAGUCAAACACUGGUUCUAACACAACACCAGCAAACAUAUUUGCUCAGAUGAAAUCGGGAACGUUUGCCAGUGGAAAUGAGUAUUCCGGACCCCAGCAGGCAGAGAUAUAUGAUGCUCUGCGCGUAAAUCGAUUUGUCCCACAAACAACUGGGUGGGGAUUUCAACCUAACAACGGAUUUCAACCGAAUGGAUAUACGGGAUACUAG